AUGACAACUCAUGACGUUCGGGAAGAUGAAUUCCCGGUGCCAAGCCGACAUGCAUCAGGCCUUGUCAACGGAAUUACAACUGACGUCACUUCACUGAGCUUCUCCGACAAGAUCCUCGUCACCAUCAGUCAAGAAGGCAGGCUUUCACAAUGGGUACGGCAUUCAGUCCUGUUCGCCCUCGCUACCAGGCGGGAGGCAGACAUGGAGUUUCAAGUCCCCCUCACGGGCUCCUCCGGAGGCAUCGUUGACAUGACCUUGCCCAGCCUCAAUCACGGACUCCUGCCGUCGACGCACUUGACUCCCAGGACGUUGGUAGGGGGUGGAGGCGAUGACAGAGAAACCUUUGGACAGCUCUAUGCUGCGCAGAUUGCGAGCCGCCUGUCAUUGAAGUCGCCAGACGAUAGGAGAAUACUUGUUCUUGGCCUGGGAUUGGCCAAAUUUGAAACGGAGCGCGAGGCAUUCUUUGAUCUUUUCGAGCUGGCUCAAAAGGUGCUUUGA
This is a messenger RNA of Drechmeria coniospora, 498 nucleotides long. RefSeq lists its product as uncharacterized. NCBI's taxonomy places the organism in Eukaryota, Fungi, Ascomycota, Sordariomycetes, Hypocreales, Ophiocordycipitaceae. The record is from RefSeq and is a predicted model, not a curated record. The transcript is spliced from 2 exons. Gene Ontology annotation, biological process: proteasome assembly. Bases 1 to 498 code for a protein of 165 amino acids.